CUCUCCUUCUCUUUCAUUCUUACCUCUCUGUUUCUCUUUCUCUUCAACUUUCUCACACUCAUCACCGACCAACAAUCACUUCAUCACCGAUUACCGAUCACUAACUCUCACCUCGUUGUUUCUCUUUCUCUUCAGCUUUCUCUCACUCAUCACGGAUCAUCGAUCCUCAUCACCUCUAUGAUGAUGGACCCCCUCUCUCUCUUUCACCCUUCAAAUCUUAAAUUGUUUGAGAAAUGCAAACCCAUGAAAUCAAAGAUGAAGACGAGGAUGAUGAGGAACAAACAAACCCUAAAUCAUUCAUGCCCCUCUAUUCCUUCAUUAGAUCUAUCAUUCUAACGAAGAUCAGUUCAACAAAAAUCAAGAUCAAUCCAACAAAACCCGCUAUUGAUCAGUCCAUCUCUGUCACAAUCUGGGCAUCUCUCACUUCUUGGUGUUCGACGAUCCUUCCAGGACAUGCUCUCUCUCUUCUGUCAACAAAGAGGAAUUCUUGGCUUUCAGCUUCCGAUUUUUCCUCACAGUGCAGUGCUGCUCUCCACGAGCUAAUUGCAGAAAAUCGCACUGCCAUGAAUGGAACUCAACCCGCGUCCAGUUCGCUAGACCACCACCAAAUAUGUUCACUGAACCGCAUGGUCGAAGUUGGUGGACACUUGACGCUUGAUCUUAUGCAGGCUCUGAGUUCUGCAUUUGGGUUCUUGUCUAGGGAAAAAUCUAAGGAAGAAGAAGAGUGUUAUGAUGAUUAGUUUAGUAGUGUUGUUCUGAGGGAAAAAUCUUUGGGGGUGCUAACUGGUCGACUAAUUUUUUGUGAGGGCAAAAUCUAAGGAAGAAGGAGAGUGUUGUUCUGAGUUGUGGAGGUCCUUUGGUGCUCAUGUAAUUUGAAGUUUUCAAGAGUUUAUUGGUUGUAUUGUAUUCGAUAAUUAGUUUAGCAGCGUGUAUAAAGAUAUAUUUUUUUUUUGGGGGAGUAAAUUACACCAUUGGUGUCUGUAGUGUCAAUUUAAACAAUUUAAACCUUACCGUUUUAGUUUUGUUGCAAUGUAAUUAUUCUGUCAUACACCGUUAAUAUUUUGAAUACAUGCAAAACUAGAAGGGGCUAAAGUGAAAUUC
Molecule: messenger RNA, 1101 nt
Organism: Camellia sinensis
Lineage: Eukaryota; Viridiplantae; Streptophyta; Magnoliopsida; Ericales; Theaceae
Source: RefSeq, a predicted model, not a curated record